AUGGGGACAUUCCAACUGAUGCCAUUCGACCCUUUGUCGGUCGAUCCAUCUGAAAAAAAACGUGUUGCGUAUUUCUAUGAUUCCGAUGUGGGCAAUUACGCCUACGGCGCGGGUCACCCAAUGAAACCUCACCGUAUAAGAAUGGCCCACUCUCUUAUCAUGAACUACGGCCUUUACAAGAAGAUGGAGAUCUACCGGGCAAAGCCCGCCACCAAGCAGGAGAUGUGUCAAUUCCAUACUGACGAAUACAUCGACUUCCUGGCUCGUGUCACCCCGGACAACCUUGACAUGUUCUCGAAGGAGCAAAUCAAGUUCAACGUUGGUGAUGACUGUCCUGUUUUCGAUGGGUUGUUCGAGUAUGCUGCCAUCUCCGGCGGUGGAUCCAUGGAGGGUGCGGCUAGACUUAAUAGAGGAAAGUGCGAUAUUGCCAUCAACUAUGCUGGUGGAUUGCAUCACGCAAAGAAAUCGGAGGCUUCUGGCUUCUGCUACCUGAACGAUAUCGUCCUGGGUAUCAUUGAGUUGUUGAGGUACCAUCCCAGAGUCCUUUAUAUCGAUAUCGAUGUCCACCACGGUGACGGUGUUGAGGAGGCUUUCUACACAACUGAUCGAGUUAUGACGUGUUCUUUCCACAAGUACGGAGAGUUUUUCCCCGGUACUGGUGAAUUGCGCGACAUUGGUGUUGGCAAGGGUAAGCAUCAUGCGGUCAACGUUCCGCUUAGAGACGGUAUAGAUGAUGCUACGUACAAGUCUAUUUUUGAGCCUGUCAUCAAGAGAAUCAUGGAUUGGUACCAGCCUUCUGCGGUUGUUCUACAGUGCGGUGGUGACUCUCUCAGUGGUGACAGACUGGGUUGUUUCAACCUGUCGAUAAAAGGCCAUGCCAACUGUGUGAACUACGUCAAGUCCUUCAACAUUCCGAUGAUGGUUCUGGGAGGUGGUGGAUACACUAUGAGAAACGUUUCCAGAACAUGGACCUACGAAACGGGUCUUCUGAACAACACUCUGUUGGAUCCUGAAUUGCCAUACAACGACUACUACGAAUACUAUGGUCCCGACUACCAGCUGGACGUAAGACCUUCGAACAUGCACAAUGCCAACUCUCCUGAGUAUCUCUCCAAGAUUUUGUCUCAGAUAUUCAGCAACCUGGAAAAUACGAGGCACACACCUUCUGUUCAGAUGAACGACGUGCCUCAUGACCUGGAGGAUUUCGGAGACGAAGAGGAGGACACGGCAGAUGCUAUGGACACCAAGGGAGGUUCCCAGUUUGCUCGUGAUAACAUCAUCGUUCCAGACAACGAGUUCUACGAUGGUGAUGACAAGCAGAAGUCCAAAGAUAUUAGCGACCACAAAGACGGUGAGACCCAUCCUAGACCCACCAUGUCGAUCAUCCCACCGGACUACUACGAAAAGGCAGCAGCGGACAUGGUCAAGGAAUUGGAGAAUGAAGAGAGUUGA
Kuraishia capsulata CBS 1993 is the source of this 1452-nucleotide messenger RNA. RefSeq lists its product as uncharacterized. The record is from RefSeq and is a predicted model, not a curated record. Gene Ontology annotation, molecular function: histone deacetylase activity. The transcript is spliced from 2 exons. NCBI's taxonomy places the organism in Eukaryota, Fungi, Ascomycota, Pichiomycetes, Pichiales, Pichiaceae. The coding region runs from base 1 to 1452 and encodes 483 amino acids.